AAAUAGUUUUGUUCGGAUAUAUCUAUAGCAUGAAUUAAAUUACGUCAAAAUAAUAAUAAGAUCUUCAGUGCAGCUUAAGCAGGCCAAGAAUUAUCAGGCCACUAUCUGCAAAUGGGUAGAGGAAGACCAACCAACUAGAGGCAAAACCUGUACACGUAAUUAUGGAAGGAGUUAGAAAGACAAGAAAGAGAAAGAGAAUGACGAGCAGAAAGAGAGAUGCCAAUGGGGAGAGAGUCGGAAGGACUCCGUCGGCCUGUACAUGUUCCUGUAGAAAGGUGAUAGGACCGGCUCCGUUCCACUAUGAAGAAGCUGCGAUCGCGGAGCGGGAGAGAAUAAACUACGAGGAGAAAGUCUCACUCGAAACAGCCAGGGCUGGACUCGCAAACCGACCGGUGCGAGUGUAUGCCGAUGGUAUCUAUGACAUGUUUCACAGUGGCCACGCCCGACAACUGAUGCAGGUCAAGCUGGCAUUGCCAGACAGUUACCUCAUUGUUGGUGUGUGUAAUGACGAGCUGACACACGAGAAGAAAGGUCGCACGGUAAUGAACGAGGCCGAACGCUACGAGGCAUUACGACACUGUCGCUAUGUCGACGAGGUCAUCACAGAUGCACCCUGGGUACUUACGGAAGAAUAUCUGGAAAUGCACAAGAUAGAUUUCGUGGCCCACGAUGACCUCCCUUAUACAACUGGUGCUGCUGAUGAUGUUUACCAAAGAGUGAAAGAGAAAGGAAUGUUUCUUCCCACGCAGAGAACAGAGGGAAUUUCCACAACCGAUGUCAUAGCCAGGAUCAUCAAAGAUUACGACAUGUAUGUACGGAGGAAUUUAGCCAGAGGCUAUACGGCAGCUGAACUCAACGUCAGUUAUAUGAAAGAGAAAAAAAUUAAAUUAAAAGUGAAUUACGAGAAAAUUGAAGAAAAACUUAAGGACAAGAAAAAGGAGAUUAUGGACAAAUGGAAAGAGUCCAUGGACAAGGGGAACGAACUCUUGCACAAAUGGGAGGACAAAUCGAAGGAAUUCAUUGGCAAUUUCCUCGACAUGUUUGGGAAAGAUGGAAAGAUUAACCACUGGUUCACCGAAAGCAAGCUGAAAAUAGGGCGGGCCUUGUCACCCCCGUCCAGUCCCUCCAGGGAGGAUUCGUCAUCCCCCAGCCCUUGCACUGCCAGUCCCCCCAUGAAGCGGGCCAGAUAUCUCUCACCAGUUGACGAUUAUGAUUAUUCCGAUGGCGAGGAUUAAACUGGGGGUCACAGGUCACGACGAAUCCACAAAUCUAAUCAUUAAAUAUGACGGUGUUUAGUUUUUAAGUAUGUCUCAAAACUGUGAUAGUUACCACUCUCAGAACUGUUAGUUAGUGUCUAGACAGCAGUGAUGCCGUUAAGCUGGGAUACGGGAUGCAGAAAUGUUGGGAUGAAACACACCUCUGUCUGAUGAUUAAACCGUUUUGGGUUUCUUUUACAGUGCGGUAUUAAGAUAUUCUUAUAGGUGUUCAGGAUACAUGUGGGCAAAAAGGUCUGCUAGGUUCGUAUUCGAACACCCUUUCCUUAGUAUUUUCUGUCCCAGGUCAGAUCACGGGCUAUUCAGAGACCGGAUGGACAUGCCUGAAACCUUAGUGGUACAGGGGCAUGUAAAAAUACUCUCUCUCUAGGGUCUCCAUGAGUACACAGUCUCGGGCAUGGGCUGGGUUUAGCAAGUAAUAUUCUAAAUUGUCCCUUCGUAUUUUCUGUCCCAGAUCAGAUCACGGGCUAUCCAGAGACCAUACCCAGGAUGGACAUGCCCGAAACCUUAAUGGUACUGGGCCAUGUAAAAAUUCUUCAGAUCCAGUGCAAGUUGAGAAAGAUUAUCGUCGGCAGUUACUACAAAUGUUACGGGACCUAAUCUGGUUGAUACCCAAUCCUCAGAAAGCCAACCAGCCGUUAUAAACCAAUCUGGAACUUACUUUCAAAUGCCUACAAUAUGGUUACAGUACAUAGACGUACGGGCUCCCCAUUUUUGUAGAGAGGGCAGGCAGGGUUUUGCCCGAAUUAAAAGAAAAUGCCCGAAUCUGGAUAACAACAUUUAUUCACAUUACCAUUACUACCAAACAGCUAUAUAGCGUUUCAGCCAGUGCACCACGACUGGUAUAUCAGAGGACGUGGUAUGUGUUGUCCUGUCUAUGAGAUGGUGCAUAUAUAUUAAUACCUUCAUUAGGGGUCAUUCAAAUAUUAUGUAACGCUCGAGAGGAUGGGUGGGUAUAGAUCCAAACAUUAUGUAGCGUUACAGGGGGUGGGUGGGCAUCUUUAACAGCGUUAUGUAAAGCACUUAAAAAAAAAUUAAGACUAAAAUAUUUUAUUUUAUUUUGUGUUUUUCAUAAACGCUGUGUCGCAGCCACAAUGUUUGGCAUAGGUAAUUACAGCUAGGCAUAUACAUACAAUAUAUAAGGAUUAUAAACCAAGUUGAAAUGCAAAUCUUCCCAAAUGGUAAAACAGUACGUUAAAAUUAUAUUACACCCAUCGCGUGACUUGUUUGUGAAUGGAAGUGGAUGUAGGGGGGGGAGGGGUCUCCAAGCCUUACACAAUAUUUUGGGUGUGUAUGGUCUAGCGUUACAGGGGAGGGAAAAUAUAAAAUUUUGACCAAAAUAGCAAUAUGUAAUAUUUGAACGGCCCCUUAUACCUGUCAUUUUUUUAACACUUUUUCAGUCAUAAAUUCAGUUAGAAAAAUAAGUGUAUUACCUACAUUUGUAUUAUAUUUGGUGACACGAUUUCAGUCUUUAAAUCUGCAUCAUCUCUUGUUUGAUGACACUAGGCUGGUCUUGAAGCCAGUUAGCAAAUAGUACUGGUAUAUGGAAAAGAUGCCAUGUCUCGUAUAUACAUAUGCUAGUAUAUGUUAAAAUCUCCAUUACCUGUUAUUUUGUUUGGGUUUUUUUUUUUGUGGAGGGGGGGGGUGUGGAUUAUUGGUGUUGUUUUUUUGGGUGAUACUAUUUUAGUGUUUCUGCCAGAAAG
Molecule: messenger RNA, 2977 nt
Organism: Gigantopelta aegis
Lineage: Eukaryota; Metazoa; Mollusca; Gastropoda; Neomphalida; Peltospiridae
Product: choline-phosphate cytidylyltransferase B-like
Exons: 10
Coding region: 162-1235 (357 amino acids)
Biological process (GO): CDP-choline pathway
Molecular function (GO): phosphatidylcholine binding; choline-phosphate cytidylyltransferase activity
Source: RefSeq, a predicted model, not a curated record